This is a messenger RNA of Penicillium subrubescens, 2403 nucleotides long. Its product is annotated as fungal specific transcription factor domain-containing protein. The record is from RefSeq and is a predicted model, not a curated record. The transcript has 3 exons. Gene Ontology annotation, molecular function: DNA-binding transcription factor activity; transcription cis-regulatory region binding. Gene Ontology annotation, cellular component: nucleus. NCBI's taxonomy places the organism in Eukaryota, Fungi, Ascomycota, Eurotiomycetes, Eurotiales, Aspergillaceae. Gene Ontology annotation, biological process: positive regulation of transcription by RNA polymerase II. The coding region runs from base 1 to 2403 and encodes 800 amino acids.
AUGUGGACCUCCUCAUCUCGACCCCGGCUAACAGACGAUCAUUGCAGCGGCGAAGAAAAGCCCUCUUGUCUCAACUGCCAAAGGCAAGGGGAGUCGUGCGACUACAGUGUCCGCCUCAACUGGGGCGGCCGAACCAAACGACCCUCCGUCGAUUCUCCCACUUCUAUUUCCAGGGGAUAUGGCGGUACGUUGAUUGGCUUUGCUGAUCCAAUGCGGACCAGUGCGGUUGACUCGGCCGAGGCCCCCUCAUCAAUCCCACCAGGGAACAAGACCCCCGCAGAUGGGUUCAUCAAUUUCAGAUCCGGAGACCUUGGAUCCCCCGGAGCCAUAUCACCUAAUGGCGCUGCCACUUUUGGGGUCUUCGACUCCCCGAAGCCUCCAGUGCUAUCGGAGAAUGGGAUUUCCCCCUCUCAAGGAGAGGUCCAAUUUGCCGCGACAUGGGCAGAGCAUUCUCCCGUGACCCCAGCUUCAUCAGGGUCCAUGUCGCAGUACGCAUUUGGGCAGAACUUUCAUAGCUCAUUUUCUCCUGCAGCAGACCAGGGGGUCGGUCUGCGAUCCCUCUCUGCAUUUGCAUUUCAUUCAAGCUCGGUCUCGCAGCCAGUAUCCUUCCUGCGGAACUCAGUGGACAUGACUAGCCAUCUGUCGGAUACGUCAUCUCGCCCAAGUCAGAAUGAUGGCCAGAUACCCGCAAGCCGUUCCUUGCCACAUGAUGACCAUGGACUAAGCUUCUUAUUGAAUGAUGUUUCUGGACAGGAUGGCCCGUCUCAUGAACCGACAGGCAACGGUGGGGUUUCGAGCUUGCUCCUUAAUAGAUCUCACCCAUCCUCCUCUCCUGGGCAUGAUAGGCACACGCCUGCAUCGACGCAUGCUUCCAGGACUGAUUCGCUUCGUUCAUUCCAUCAUUCUGACAACCUGUGUGCCGAGGUCAGGGACAGUGAUCAUCCUAGGAAUGAGUCCUUGGCAGCUCAAAGCAAAUGGCAAGCCUAUCUCACCAGUGUGACGGAUAAUUAUGGCUUGGACAGCGGACGCCCGGAUCAUGACCUGGCCUUAAACAAUGACCAUGCUGCCAUUGACAUCAACUCUGCUGUCGAAAAAGUCAGCUCACAGGGUCGACAGGGCGGAUCCUCAUCGCCUACAUCUAUGCAUAGCCUUCCGAGCCUGCAAAAGCCCGACUUCAGCGGGUAUUAUGCGUCUCCGGUUCCCGUUAAUAUCCCUCGAUACCUGUCACCUCUUCCUUCGUCAUUGUUGAAGAACCCGAUCAACUUGUUGUAUUUUCAUCAUUUCCUCAAUCACACAUCCAAAAUGCUGGUCCCGCACGAUUGUGAUAACAAUCCAUUCGUGUCGGUUCUUCCGUCAAUGGCAAUCUCCGACCCGAACUUGCUGAAUUUGGUGUUGGCAUACUCAGCAAGUCACAGGGCACGAUACCUGGGACAUCCAGAACCUGCCAAUCGUAUAGCGCAUUGGGUCAGCGAUGUCUUUCCAGCAUUGAGAGUUGCAUUGGAAGCAUCGAAAGAGGAAAUUACCGACAGCCAUCUGGCCACGGCUAUCUUGCUAUUGUCGUUGAAGAUCGUUUGCCCUGGGACUUUUGAAGUUCCAAUUCCCUGGCAGAGCCAUCUCAAGCUCGCUCGAGAUCUGUUCAUUGCUCGAAGUGAUCGUAUUGCAAAGCCUGGGAAUCGAAUUGGCGCCUUCUUUGCCCGCUGGCUGGGGUAUAUCGACACCAUGGGUGCCCUUUCAUGCCGUCAGGCAGGUCCACCCUUGAUGCUAUACCACUCUGUUUUAGCAGAGUGUUGUCGCCCUCAAAGUCAUGACGAGUAUUGCGUUGACUGCUUCACCGGAUUCAGUCCUCGCACUGGGUUCUUCCUCCUCCGUCUUGCUCAGCUGGUUCAACAAUGCGAUAAUGAACGUUUCGACGAAAUGGGUAAUUUUCAACGGGGCUGGCACCCGUCUGCAGACAUGGUAAUGGAGGCUCAGGCCGUGCUUGGUGACUUUGAUGACCUGAAUGAAAGAGUUCAUGCCGAUCCGGACCAUCAUUUGGGAGUCGAGGGUGAUGACAUGAUGGCCACAGAGGAAGCGUUUCGCUGUGCUGGGCUACUUCAUCUUCACCGACGGGUACUUGAAUCUUCUCCUGAUUCCUUUCCUGUGCAAGACGCCCUUCGCAAGCUUGUCGGGGCUCUGGAUCGCAUGCGACUUGGUGCUUCAACCGAAGUUUGCUCGCUGCUCCCGUUGUUCACAGCUGGCUGCGAAUCGCGUGAUUCUUCCCAGCGGAUGAAACUUCUCAACCGGUUCUUCGUUUUGGAGAAGUCGGGAAUGAAGCAGAUCCAAAAUGCUCGGCAGCUGAUGCAACACUGCUGGGAUGACAAUCUGCCAUGGAUUGCUAUGGCUGAGGGAGAAUUCCUUGGGUAG